GUUUCAAUCUUUCUUCUCAAUUUCUCUCUGGGUAUUCUCGCUCUCUGUCUCCUCUUCUUCUUGUUCUUCUUCUUCUUCAUCAAUGGCUCCAACCCCUUCUCCCAAAACAAACCAUUACUCCACCCAGUUGAAAACGCCUCACUCGAAGCACCGCCUCAACUUCAAUGCCCCCAAAACCCCAUUACAACAACAACAGCCACACCCUUCUCCGAAUCCCAACAAUCUCAACAACAAGGAACUCCCACCGGAGCACCCUGUUGAAGUAAUUGCAAGAAUCCGUGACUACCCUGAUAGAAAGGACAAGCCUUUACCCGUUAUUCAAACCAGUUCAAGCUCCAAGAGUAUCCGCGUUAAAGCUGAUUUCGGGUACCGAGACUUCACCCUUGAUGGAGUUUCUGUGUCUGAGGAAGAAGACCUUGAUGAAUUCUACAAGAAGUUUGUGGAAUCAAGAAUCAGUGCGGUGAAGCUUGGGGAGAAGUGCACAAUUAUGAUGUAUGGGCCGACCGGUUCCGGAAAGAGUCACACUAUGUUUGGGUGCUCAAAGGAGCCAGGGAUUGUGUAUAGAUCUUUGAGGGACAUUCUUGGAGAUGAGGGUGGGGAUGGAGACGGUGGUGGUCUUGGGUUUGGGAAUUUUGUUCAGGUUACUGUUUUGGAGAUCUACAAUGAAGAGAUUUAUGAUCUUUUAUCCACCAAUGGUGGCGGCGGAGCAGGGUUUGGAUUGGGAUGGCCUAAGGGAAGUGGUUCCAAGGCAAAACUUGAAGUGAUGGGGAAAAAGGCAAAGAAUGCAACAUAUAUAUCUGGAAACGAAGCAGGGAAGAUCUCAAAAGAAAUUCAGAAAGUGGAGAAGCGAAGGAUUGUUAAAAGCACACUCUGCAAUGACAGGAGUUCUAGAAGUCACUGCAUGGUAAUCCUUGAUGUCCCAACUGUCGGAGGACGGCUAAUGCUUGUAGAUAUGGCCGGAUCAGAAAAUAUUGAGCAAGCCGGCCAAACUGGCUUUGAGGCCAAAAUGCAGACUGCAAAAAUCAAUCAAGGAAAUAUAGCCCUAAAGAGAGUGGUUGAGUCCAUUGCAAAUGGCGAUUCUCACGUGCCCUUUAGGGACAGCAAACUUACCAUGCUUCUGCAGGAUUCGUUUGAAGAUGACAAGUCGAAAAUCUUAAUGAUACUCUGUGCCAGUCCCGAUCCUAAGGAAAUACAUAAGACAAUCUCCACACUUGAAUAUGGUGCAAAAGCAAAGUGCAUAGUCCGCGGCCCUCAUACCCCGGGCAAGGAGGAGGAAUCCUCUUCCGCUGUCAUUUUGGGCUCAAGAAUUGCUGCAAUGGAUGAAUUUAUCUUGAAGCUGCAAAUGGAAAACAAGCUCAGAGAGAAAGAGCGAAAUGAAGCACACAAAAAGCUUCUAAAGAAAGAAGAAGAGAUUGCUGCAUUAAGAGCUAGACUGGAGAUCACAGAAGCUAAAGGAACUUCCGAAAGCGAGGAGGAGAUUAACUUGAAGGUAAAUGAACGAACUCUGCUUAUGAGACAGGAGUUAGAGAAGAAGCUGGAGGAGUGCCAAAGAAUGACCAAUGAGUUUGUUGAAUUGGAGAAGAGGAGAAUGGAAGAAAGGUUAUUGCAGCAGGAGGAGGAAGUUGAACUUCUGAGAAAGCGACUCGAGGAAAUAGAAAUAGAAUUGAAGCUGGCUCACUCCAGUAAAGAGGUAAAUGUAUCAAAGGAAAUGGAAUCAAAUGGUUUUAUGAGAAGGUUGUUGCGAAUAUACAAAAGCGAGGAGGAUCCGGGGAUGGUGAAAUCAAUGGAUUUGGACAUGGAUGAUCAGGAACAGCCACUUCCCCACGAAGUAAAAAUCAUCGGCUUAUCUAAGAGUGAUUACAAUGUUAUGCAAGACAUUUCAAAUCAACCUUUCACAAAUCCUUUGAAUGAGGUACAAGAUGGAACUGUUUGUACACCAUUCUUUGGAAAAGGACUAUGUCUUAGUACAGUUUUCGAAGACGAAGAAGAAGAACAUGAUCAUGAAGAUGAAGGCAGGGAAGUCGAGAAAGAAGUAAUAGAGGAGAAGAGAGUAUGCACUGUUGUUGACAGCAACAAGUCCUCUAGUGUUGCUGCAGAUUCAUUGGAAAGCUCAGAGGAAUGUGAUGAUAGAUUAAUGAGAAUUCAAAACAUAUUCACUCUCUGUGGAAACCAAAGAGAGCUUUCACGGCAUAAUGAAACACCCAAACCACCAGCAAAGAAGUGUUCUGAUGAUGAUGAUACAUUUGGUCUCAGGUUUUCUCCUGUAAUGAAGACAGGUGAUAAAGAUUGUGUUAUAAAAACUUGCAACAAGGAAAAUAUGCACCCAAACAAUGUUGUAGGAUUAGGAAACUAGAUUCCAUUUCUGGUGUGUACUACAAAAUGAAAAAAAAAAAAAAAAAAAAAGAAAGAAGAUAUUUCUGUGAGGAAUGGUGUGUAAAGAGAAACAUGUGUGUUUCCCUUUUGAAAACUGCAAAGUUAUGUGGUAUAUUUCAUCGUCAUAAACCUCCGUAUGAAUUUUUUCAAUAUAGGGACUCCCUAUUGAAGAUGACCAUACGGCAUGGUUAUUCAAAAUGACCCCUUUUGGUAAGCUUUUUUUUGUCUGUCUUUAUAAAA
This is a messenger RNA of Arachis stenosperma, 2613 nucleotides long. Its product is annotated as kinesin-like protein KIN-10A. The coding region runs from base 83 to 2353 and encodes 756 amino acids. The record is from RefSeq and is a predicted model, not a curated record. Gene Ontology annotation, molecular function: ATP hydrolysis activity; microtubule binding; microtubule motor activity. The transcript has 5 exons. Gene Ontology annotation, biological process: microtubule-based movement. NCBI's taxonomy places the organism in Eukaryota, Viridiplantae, Streptophyta, Magnoliopsida, Fabales, Fabaceae. Gene Ontology annotation, cellular component: kinesin complex; microtubule.